GUCUAAAAAAUUGGCAUUGGACAAUGUCAACAAUGAAACUCUGGGAAAAUUCAUUUGGUUAGUUUUGAUGCUCUCCACAAUGAUUUCAUAUUCAUUGCGCAGCACCAAGCAGUUUUGAGCCUCACCACCUUAUAAUGGCAGGAAAACAGUGUUAACAUGACCUGAGAAUCAUUACAGAUAGAACAGUUCAUGUUUCCCUUUUGUGUCUUAAUUUACUACCAUAUACAUUUGUAGAAAGUAACAUAAAUAAUAGGCAACAUAAGAACCACCUCCCUUAUGUAUUUUUUAAAGCAUUUCAUUUGUACAUCAAAAUCCAAAAGAAUAAUCUCAUUAUCUUAAAAGGACUAACGUUAGUUUGCAUCCCCAAUUUGCUUUAACGUUACUAAACUCAGCUCCUCCGUGGUCAACACAGUCCUCUUUAAUUUAACUAUCGAGAUGUACAGCAGAGGACAGAGCUCAUCCUUUGAAGAACAAGGCCUUAAAUUUUAGACUUUAAGACCCCGCUGAAACCCUGCAGUACGUCUACCUGACAGGUGCUGUUAUCAGAGCAGCUCCUUUAAUCUCAGAAUGUUUGAUUGACCAAGUGACAGUGAAUCUCAGGGAGGAAAAUAUUCUGGCAGUAAAGUAUGGUGUCGGUGUGUCAGGUAAUAAAUGCUUCAACUUCUCCAGACCAACAAAAGUCAAAAGUGAAGCAGGUUAACAAACAUCUCCCCUUCAGACUGGAAACUAAGCAGGAAGCUAACACAACGUCUUUUAGUUAAAUUUAUAGAAAGUAACGAGCAGCUGUAUUUUAUUCCAGCCUCCCUGUCCAGCUGAGAGAAGAGGUGUUCAGCUCCGUCCUGAACACAGACGGAACAUCCAUGGGGUACCAUAUCUGGGUCACACAAAGCGACUUGUCACAAGAAGCGAGGCGAGGAGGCCGGAGCCUUAAGGCAGGACUUGGGAGGCUUGGUCUGGAAAUCAUGGUACUCCUCUGCCCGGGCGAACUGGUCGCUGAACCUGCAGGAGGAGGAAAUGAUAUCAGCCGCCGCAGUGAUGUCACCCGUCAGUGCUCAGUCUCAGGUUGUCCAUGAACUCCAGGAUCUGUUCCAGGGUGAGCUGAGCCAGUUUACUGCUGGAACUGCGAAGAUUGAGGACAGAGACACAACCGCUGUUCAACAGCUUGCUGCUCAGGUUUUGGAGGAGAAAGACGUUGGGUUUGGAAUGGUCGACUCCCACAAAGAUGCAAAGGUGGCAAAGAAACUGGACCUGGAGGAGGAAGGCAGCGUCUAUGUUUUUAAAGCUGAUCGAGUGAUCGAGUUUGAUGGCUUGCUCUCUGCUAACACUCUGGUCGAGUUCUUGUUGGAUCUCUUGGAGGAGCCCGUGGAGGUGAUAGGAAAUGCCCUGGAGCUGAAAGCCUUUGAUAGGAUGGAGGAAGACAUCCGCCUCAUUGGUUACUUCAAGAGCGAGGAAUCUGAUCACUAUGAAGCAUUUAAAGAAGCUGCAGAGCAGUUCCAGCCCUACAUUAAGUUCUUUGCCACAUUUGAAAAAUCUGUGGCCAAGGAGCUGACUCUGAAGUUGAACGAGGUGGAUUUCUAUGAACCCUUCAUGGAGGAGCCAGUCACCAUCCCAGGCAAGCCGCACUCUGAAGAGGAUCUAGUGGAAUUCAUAACUGAACACAGACGACCAACUUUGCGAAAGCUGCGUGCAGAAGAUAUGUUUGAGACCUGGGAGGAUGACAUUGAGGGCACCCACAUUGUUGCUUUUGCAGAGGAGGAGGACCCUGAUGGCUACGAGUUCUUGGAGAUCCUGAAGGAGGUGGCCAGAGACAACACCCAUCUACCUGACCUCAGCAUCAUCUGGAUUGACCCUGAUGACUUUCCCCUGCUGAUCCCCUACUGGGAGAAGACCUUCAAGGUGGACCUGUUCAGACCACAGAUUGGAGUUGUCAAUGUUACAGAUGCCGACAGUGUGUGGAUGGAGAUGGAUGAUGAGGAGGACCUGCCAACUGCCCAGGAGCUGGAGGACUGGAUUGAGGAUGUGCUCUCUGGCAAAGUCAACACUGAGGACGACGAUGACGAUGAUGACGACGAUGAUGAUGAUGAGAAUAAUGAUGAGGAAGAGGAUGGCAACAAUGAUGAUGAUGAUGUCGGCAACGACGACGACGAUGACGACGACGACGAUGACGACGAUGAUGACGACGACGAGUAAUUCAUUGCCAGAGAAUAAUAAAUGUUGACUCCUCAGUUUUUAUUCUUAACAUGGAUUUUAGGCAAACUACAGUAAAAUAACCUUUCCAUUUGUUAAUAAUAAAGGACUGUUGAUGUCAACUA
This is a messenger RNA of Micropterus salmoides (largemouth bass), 2312 nucleotides long. RefSeq names its product calsequestrin 2 (gene casq2). Gene Ontology annotation, biological process: regulation of cardiac muscle contraction by regulation of the release of sequestered calcium ion. The coding region runs from base 1015 to 2190 and encodes 391 amino acids. Gene Ontology annotation, molecular function: calcium ion binding. Gene Ontology annotation, cellular component: sarcoplasmic reticulum lumen. Lineage: Eukaryota; Metazoa; Chordata; Actinopteri; Centrarchiformes; Centrarchidae. The transcript has 13 exons. The record is from RefSeq and is a predicted model, not a curated record.